CUCACCACAGAGGGAGAGGUGUUGCCCGUUCUGCGGGUCCGGACCCACGACCGGUUUCUGGAGGAGAUGAGGUACGAUGAGAGGUACACUCCUCUCCUACAGAGGGCUGGCUUGGACGUCUUAUCGUACCAGGUCCGCCGUGGGCUGCCCACUUUCAACCCAGCGGCGUUGACGGCUCUGGUCGACAGGUGGCGGCCAGAGACUCACACUUUCCACCUUCCCUGCGGUGAGAUGACCGUGACGCUUGAAGAUUGCCAGAAGAUUCUUGGUCUCAGCAUUAUGGGUCGUCCAGUGACCGGUCAGGCAUCACCAGGCGGUUGGAGGCAGAGGGUGGAGGCCUUUCUUGGGAGACUGCUUCCGGAUGAGCUACGAGGUAGCCACAACACCGGAGUCCCACUGACCUGGCUUAGGCAGAGCUUUGGGCAGUGUCCACCUGGUGCAGAUGAGCAGACGGUUGGAUACCAUUGUCGAGCUUGGAUUCUCCAUCUCUUUGGUUCAGUUCUUUUUCCAGACGCGACAGGCGACAGCGCGUCAUGGAUGUUUCUGCCCUGCCUGACUGACUGGGAUACGACCGGAGGUUACAGCUAGGCUUCAGCAGUGUUGGCC
Zea mays is the source of this 606-nucleotide messenger RNA. RefSeq names its product protein MAIN-LIKE 1-like. The record is from RefSeq and is a predicted model, not a curated record. The transcript is spliced from 3 exons. Gene Ontology annotation, biological process: meristem development; meristem maintenance. Lineage: Eukaryota; Viridiplantae; Streptophyta; Magnoliopsida; Poales; Poaceae. The coding region runs from base 67 to 588 and encodes 173 amino acids.